Messenger RNA from Juglans regia (Persian walnut), 2385 nucleotides. RefSeq names its product CMP-sialic acid transporter 3. NCBI's taxonomy places the organism in Eukaryota, Viridiplantae, Streptophyta, Magnoliopsida, Fagales, Juglandaceae. The coding region runs from base 729 to 1943 and encodes 404 amino acids. The record is from RefSeq and is a predicted model, not a curated record. Gene Ontology annotation, molecular function: pyrimidine nucleotide-sugar transmembrane transporter activity. Gene Ontology annotation, biological process: pyrimidine nucleotide-sugar transmembrane transport. Gene Ontology annotation, cellular component: Golgi membrane. The transcript is spliced from 17 exons.
AUUUGAUUUUUCUCCCAACAAAAUUGGUAAAGUAAAAUAUUUAGGAUUAGGUCAUUAAUGCCCUCUGCUCGUAAUUUCACUUUUGACAUUUUCCCGACUGUGACAUUCUGGGAUCACAGUUUUGACUGACUGCAACUGGCGGAAGUUAAAAAAAAAAAGAAAAAAGAAAAUAAUUACGAACAAAGCGAAUUACUUUAAACUUUGGAUGGCAACAAGUUGAAAUCAAGCGAAAGAUACAGCCAACCUGAAAUACAAAUCUGCAUCUUAAUUAAAGAGGAGGCGAUCCCGUCACCGACCCUCCUACCUCACCCGAUCCACCCACGAGCCGCGACUCACCUUUGACUCACCUCCUUCAUAUACAAGCUUCACUCCUCAUUGCCCAUUGGUCCGUCACGCAGUCUCCUUCGCUGGCGUCGGUAGGUCGUUUUCCCGCACACAGGGCAUGGAGACGGUGUUUGGGUGAAUUCAAAGCAAAAUAGAAAGAAAAAACCCGGACAGAAAGGUAAUUGAAUUCCGAUACCGGAGUUGCGGAUCUGGCGGCGAAGUUCACUGCCGGCAAUACGAAUCGUGUAUAGAGGCAAAUUGAAUUCCCCCGCCGGAGUUGCCGAUCUGGCGGGAAAUUCCACUGCCGAUGAGACGGAACUAACCUCUUUGAUUAAUGCUUGGCUUGGAGGCAUUUUUUAUCAGAUACAAUUUUGGUUAGAGUGUCACAGUUUUGGGACAGACCAAUGACGAACGGGAUGAUAGAAUGCAGCGUCUGCCAUUCAAAGUUGGUUUCCCCUGCUGCCAAAACUGUGUCGAGGGCUUAUGAUAAAUACAAGAGCAGGGUAUCAUCCAAGCAACGUGCCCUCAACAUCAUCUUGGUUGUUGGUGAUUGUUUCCUAGUUGGUUUACAGCCUAUUCUGGUUUAUAUGUCCAAGGUGGAUGGGAGUUUCAAGUUUAGCCCAAUUAGUGUUAAUUUUUUAACAGAGGUUGCAAAGGUUAUCUUUGCUGUUGUUAUGCUCAUAUUGCAGGCUAGGCAUCAAAAAGUAGGGGAGAAGCCUCUUCUCUCGGUUUCCACAUUUGUGCAGGCAGCUCGAAACAACGUGCUUCUUGCUGUUCCAGCACUUCUUUAUGCUAUUAAUAACUAUCUAAAGUUUACGAUGCAGCUAUAUUUCAAUCCUGCAACAGUGAAGAUGCUGAGCAACAUGAAGGUUUUAGUAAUUGCUGUUUUGUUAAAGAUUAUAAUGAGACGCCGAUUUUCCGUAAUUCAGUGGGAAGCUCUUGCUCUGUUGCUCAUUGGUAUUAGCGUAAAUCAGUUGCGUUCUUUACCUGAAGGUACUACUGCUUUGGGUAUUCCUGUUGCCACAGGUGCAUACAUCUGCACGCUGAUCUUUGUAACUGUCCCAUCCAUGGCCUCCGUCUACAAUGAAUAUGCUCUGAAAAGCCAAUAUGAUACAAGCAUUUACCUCCAGAACUUAUUUCUGUAUGGGUAUGGUGCUAUAUUCAACUUUCUAGGAAUAUUGGGAACUGUAGUUAUCAAAGGUCCUAGUAGCUUUGAUAUCUUGCAAGGUCAUUCAAAAGCUACUAUGCUUUUAAUAGCUAAUAAUGCAGCACAAGGAAUUCUAUCAUCUUUUUUCUUCAAAUAUGCAGAUACGAUUUUGAAGAAGUACUCGUCGACAGUUGCGACAAUCUUUACAGGCAUAGCAUCUGCUGCUUUGUUUGGUCAUACUUUGACUGUAAAUUUUCUGUUAGGAAUUUCAAUUGUCUUCAUCUCGAUGCACCAGUUCUUUUCACCCCUAUCUAAAGUCAGAGACGAACAGCAAAAUGGGAAGCUGGAAUUGAUAGAUGUCCACAAUAACCACAGGUCAAAGGAUUCUUUUAUAAAUAUGGCAGCAGGAGCAAAUGAAGAGGCAAGUCAUCGUGUUGGAUCUGAUGAGAGACAGCCGCUUCUGCCCACCUAAAGUUACUUCUGAGAGCUUUUCUUUGAAGAAAUUCUUUUGGCAGGAUUUAUUGGAUAGUACAAAUGAGAGCCAGGUUUCCAACAGCUCUCAAUAGAAUAAAAUAUGGAGAAUAAUAGUCUUCUACUUCUUUGGGAUCCCUUGCCCGCUCUGGAAUUUUCCAAUUGGCGUUUAGAGCUUCUCAUGGAUGAAUUUGGGGUAUAGAAGAUGGUGGGUGACCUCGGAUUUUGCUGCUGGGGAUUUCGAUGAGAGACAUGGCUAGCUUCCUGCCCAGAUCUCCAGAUUGCUACCGGUUUUAAACAUACCAAUAUUAUCUUACUAGCGGUAAAUGUAUUCUUUUUUUUCAUCUUAGAUCAGAUUAUUCUUGACCCACAUUUCUUUCCAAUAUCUCGAUUUUUUGUCAUUAUAUAUUUUUAUAUAUAGAAAUUGUGUUUCGACGCGUUGA